GUACCACCACCAUCUCCCGUGUGACUCACUCACCGCCAGGCACAUCCAAGACGCUCCAGUCUGGCCUCCGGACUGCAACGAGCGACUUGUCUGUCUCUUGACAUUUCAUGCUGACCGUUCUCGAACGUCCUUGGAGCCGCCGGCUUGGUGUUAUCUCUACUCCCGCCCCCGAAGUUCGAACGUUACAUAACGUUCGUCAACUGUGUAUCGCACCAUCCGGGAAUCGAAUGAAGUGACCUAUGCAUCUGACCAACCGCCCCGACGACUCCGCGACUACGCACCAUACUUUGCACUCAGGCUCGCUGCUCAUCAUGUGGUCACUGGUGAGGACGAUUGAAAAGAACACAGUUGACCGCUAUCUAGCAGAGCGUCCGCCUUGUCUGUCGCCCUAACCUCGCUCAAAUUUAUACACGAUGCCCGUCCCCACACCCGAACUCGGCUCCUUCAACUUCGUUCCCGAGACGAAGGAAACCCUAGACUGGGCGGACCUUGUCACGCUUGACUUCAGCCUCCUGGCUACGCCCGAGGGCAAGAAGGAGCUUGCUCAGACCCUCCUGAAGGCCGUGCGAGAGGACGGGUUCUUCUAUGUGAAGAACUUCAACAUCGCCCAGGAGCGUGUGAACCGCCAGUUCUCACUCGGCAAGCGGUUCUACGAGCUCCCCCAAGAGGAGAAGCUCAAAUACGUUCCGGAGGGCUUGGACCAGGGCAAGUUCAACGGCUACGUGCCUUUUGGACGCUACGUUCUUGACCCGGUCUCCGGAAUCAAGGACCGCACGGAGAUCUACAACAUCCCCAAGUUCGAUGGUUUCUUCAAGCACAAUCAUCCCCAGAUCGUGCAGGACUUCCUCCCUGAGAUCGAGGAGUUCUCCAAGUCUCUCCACACCGAGGUUCUGGACCACCUCCAUGUCCUGCUCGCCGUCGCGCUCGAGCUCCCCGAGGACUACUUCCUCAACCUUCACAAGUACGAGAAGAAGAGCGAAGAUCACCUCCGUUACAUGAAGUACACGAAGUUCACGCCCGAGGAGAACCUCAAGAUCGGCAGGACCUGGGUCAAUGGCCACACUGAUCUCGGCUCGUGGACGCUGCUGUUCCGUCAGCCCGUCGCUGCGCUCCAGAUCAAGAACCACACGACCAGCGAGUGGAAGUGGGUCAAGCCGCAGGACGCUACGAUCACCGUCAACGCAUGCGACGCGCUCUCGUUCUUGACUGGCGGCUACGUCAAGAGCACGAUACACAGGGUGGCAUCUCCCCCGAAGGAUCAAGAGCACGUCGACCGUCUCGGCCUUCUGUACUUCUCGCGCCCGAACAACGACGUCGUCCUCUCGACCGUCAAGGAGUCGCCCGUUCUCCAGCGCGCGGACAGCACGCAGAACGACUUCGAGAAGAGCAGCAACCACGUCCCGACGAUGGAGGAGUGGACGUUCGCGAAGCAGAAGUGGCAGCGCACCUAUGGCGCCGUGCGCGGGGACCCGAAGCACCAGACGGCGCAGAUCCUGCCGGGGUGGAAUGAGAAGGUGUACGAUCCGGUGUCGCUGCCGGUGCAGGCCGCGGCAUGAGGGGGACUUUGUACGGUGAAGUGAUAUCGCAGUCAGAAAGGAUGUAUCGAUGCAAGGGAAUUGACGUAUGUAUUAUGCAGCAGUGGAGGCUCCUUCCCGCUAUUGGGUUUGUGAGAAUGUAUUUGCGUACAGCGCGCAACGUCACGCUUGUCACAAAGUGACCGACGCGCCCGUGUCUGUUCGCGCAAGUCGCGUGACCGUGUCAGC
Molecule: messenger RNA, 1763 nt
Organism: Rhodofomes roseus
Lineage: Eukaryota; Fungi; Basidiomycota; Agaricomycetes; Polyporales; Fomitopsidaceae
Product: Clavaminate synthase-like protein
Exons: 10
Coding region: 414-1556 (380 amino acids)
Molecular function (GO): dioxygenase activity
Source: RefSeq, a predicted model, not a curated record